Molecule: messenger RNA, 2166 nt
Organism: Salvelinus namaycush (lake trout)
Lineage: Eukaryota; Metazoa; Chordata; Actinopteri; Salmoniformes; Salmonidae
Product: HIG1 domain family member 1A, mitochondrial-like
Exons: 4
Coding region: 140-436 (98 amino acids)
Biological process (GO): mitochondrial respirasome assembly
Cellular component (GO): mitochondrion
Source: RefSeq, a predicted model, not a curated record
UGUGUGAAAAUUUUACCUCAUUUUGGACUGCUGUUUGAGUUGCUCAAUGUAAGGACAGCGCGGUGUCUAUUUGCUGUGUAGCGCAUACAGAAUCAGUCCGGAUCCAUUAUCUUCAAUAGAAGUUUGACAAAACGCCAAGAUGUCUGCAUAUGACGAAGAAGAAUCUAAGUUUAUGCGAAAGGUGAAGGAGAAUCCUUUUGUCCCAAUAGGGAUGGCAGGAUUCUUUUCCAUUGUGGGCUACAGACUUUACAAGUUGAAGAGCCGUGGAGACAUGAAGAUGUCAGUGCACCUUAUCCACAUGCGUGUUAUGGCCCAAGGAUUUGUGGUGGGAGCUAUGACCAUUGGUGUCAUUUAUUCCAUGUACAAAGACUACAUUGUGAAGCCAAGAGAAGAACUGAAGGCAUUGCAACAGCAGACUGCAUUUCAACACAAAUAACCCGAUAAAUGAAUAUGGACUCUUUUGGAUUUAUAUUUUGUAUGUCCCCUUAAUAUUAUCUCAGUUUGCCAUAAGUUGUAUAUCUACACAUCUUUCCCACAUAUAACACACCUCUUAAUGUACUAGGUAGUUUUAAGGAAUUCUCACUCAACAAGAAUGUCUACUGCACUCUUUUUAUACGAAGAUGCCGUGCCUUACCUCAACUCAGUUUUGUGUGUGUUUCCUGAGGGUUGUCACUUUGAUGAGACAUAGAUAUGAGCCAACUGUAACUACCUGAGAUGGUAUUGCAGCUUAGUGACACACAAAACAUGAUAUAUGAGAUUAUUGUGAAUGCAAGUCUGUUGAAGGUACUUGGUUGACUAGAGGACAAGUGGUAGUGGAAACUCACAUUCUAAAAAAUAGUUUUAGAUUUUAAGAGAACAAUAUUUUGGGAUAGGUCACAGGAUGUUGUAUGAAAUAUUUAUUGCUAAGGAUGUUAGUUACAUCUGGUUAUCAAAUGAGGAGCAAACAGCCAUUUGAUGCUAUAAAACGGGUACUCUUACCCUACGAGGUCCGAAGCCUGCUGGUUCUAUUCUACCUGACAAUUAAUUGCACGCACCUAUUGUCCCAGCCUCUGACUAAAGGGGAACAAUGAAAAAAUACAGUGGAACUGGCUUUGAGGUCCAGAGUUGAGUUUGAGGGCUAUAUAACAUGCUCUGGAUCAGCAAAGGCUAUUAGGUAGUUUGAGUUGAAGUGACUGUUGGUACAAGACAACCAGCUGUUAUUAGGACACAGGUCUUGGUCAACCACCACUAUUCCAAUCGUCACUCAAUGCUUUUCUGGAUUUCCUUUGGAAGAAUAUUUUAUUGUAUUUGUUUAUUUUAUUGGUUGAUCGUUACAUUAUUUAGAUUCACUCUAUUAUUAAAGCUGCAAUGUGUAACUUUUUGGGUGACCUGACAAAAUUCACAUAGAAAUGUGAGUAAUCGAUUUGUCACUCAUUGACAGCAAGUCUAGCGGUAGAUCUGUUCUAUGUGCACUAUUUCUAUGCUUUCCACUUUUAAGUUUAAUUUUUGCAACUUUUACUUUCGGUUUUGUGUACCAGCUUCAAACAGCUGAACAUACAAUAUUUUUGCCUAUGUGAAAAUACAUUUCACAGCAGUUUAGACGGUACAAUGAUUCUUUACACUAUACUUGCUUGUUUUGUCACAUACACUGAAAUUAGACAAACUAUUAGAAUUUUUACGAUUUAGCAACCAGGAAAUGGCGGAGCGAUAUCUGCCUAGUACAUCUUUAUGUAUUGCAUUUUACCAAUGAAAAAUAUGUGUUGCACCUUACUAUUGUCAAAUGGCCUUUACUUAUGAGUGCAAUAAAGCAUCCCCCUAAUAGGUGGUAGUGACCUGUGACCUGACAAUAGGAGAGGCUAACACACUCUAUUAGUCUGGCACUCGGACUACCUAAAUCAGGAUCUCAAAAGAUAUCCUUGUGUGAUUUUUGUUUUCUGAUAGAAAGAUAAAUUGAUAUUCUGUAAUAAAGUGGUCUCACACAGCUAAUGGCUGAAUUGUUUAUACAGAGUAAGUAAUUGGGCAGUGGGCCUAUAAUCAUAACUUGUAUGGAACUGCAUUUAAGGCAUUGUCUACAAACUGAUGAUAUUUUUACUAUCUAUGUUAUAAGUCAUUCUCUCUCCCAAUGUUGAGUGCACUGGAACAUAUUCAUCAACAAUAGUGUGUGAAAUAAAUACAAAUUAUUAUUAA